AUGUCUGGCUUGGCGAUUGCUUGUCCGUUUUGUUAUAAGAAGGAGGAUAACGAGUACGCCAUGCUGCUUCAUUUAGAAACGCAGCACUGCGAAGGCCAGUCUCCCUUCGUCGUCGCAGAUGAGGAGGGGGGAAAGGAGGGUCCUCUGGAUUUGGAUGGGGAAGGCGGCAUGAAUCACGCUGAUACUGAUGUGGAAGAGGAAGAGGGCAGGAACAACGGCACCUUGGUCGAGUGGAUCGCCUGUCCUGUGGACGGGUGCGGCGAAUGGGUGCAGCUACUCAAAAUCGAGGAACAUAUCGAGCUGCACGGCACCCCAGGGCACUCCGGGACUUCAACUCUCGCUGCCGCUCCCGCUUCUAUUCAAUUUAACGGCCCCGCCUCCGAGAGCGACUACCCGGUUAUGGCGGCCUCCCGGACACAUCGCCGGACGGGUGUGAACGACCUGCCGGCGGCGCCAACGCCACCACCGAUUAGGACGCAGGUUAAUAAGGUAGAUCUUAGUAACGUUAAGAGGCUUGGGAAGGGUGAUCUCGGCAGAUACCACCGCGAGGAGAAGAUGCCGGCUUGGCUCACGGACUUGCUGACGAGGCGUACCUUUAAAAGCUCAGAAGGCAUAAUACCUGUUCUUUCAAAGAUCCUACAGCAGAACCCGCGCACGCACUACGCCUAUUUAUGCCACCCGGCCGUCCAGCAUAUCUCCAAGUUACGGAGAGAAGGUAGCUUCUGUGGAUAUCGUAACAUACAGAUGGUGAUAUCAUAUAUCGUAGGGUCAGGGGCGACGGGCAGCGUAGCCUUCGAGAACAAGAUCCCUAGUAUUUUCCGCAUUCAGGAUCUCAUCGAGGAGGCUUGGGACCAGGGGAUAAAUCCUAAGGGUCGUAUUGAGACUGGUGGCGUAAGGGGCACGAGAAAAUAUAUCGGGACACCAGAGGCCUGUACGAUUUUUACUUGCUUAAAGAUACCAUGCGAGAUUCAAGGGUUUAAGAAUCGUCCAGAAGACCAGCCAAAUGCUUCAGAGCACAGGCUAUACGACGCCGUUGAGAAAUACUUCGCAGAUGGAGUAGACGUCGACCAACGGACUAACAAAGUCCGAAAUACAAUGCGGCCGCCAUUGUAUUUUCAACAUCAAGGCCACUCCAUGACCAUCGUCGGCAUCGAAUCCCGCAACGGCAAGCGGAAUCUGCUCGUCUUUGAUCCGACGUACACUGACCCGACGAGCGUCACCCGCUACGUCGGCCAAGCCCACGUUGACCAUGGCUACCCUGACCACGUAUUAAAGGUCUACCGUCGCGGCCCGAAGUAUUUGUACAGAUACAAGGAAUUCGAGAUUCUUUAG
Molecule: messenger RNA, 1332 nt
Organism: Hypoxylon fragiforme
Lineage: Eukaryota; Fungi; Ascomycota; Sordariomycetes; Xylariales; Hypoxylaceae
Product: DUF1671-domain-containing protein
Exons: 8
Coding region: 1-1332 (443 amino acids)
Source: RefSeq, a predicted model, not a curated record